UCAAUUAUAUGAAUUAAUGGUAGCGGCACUAGGCAAAUCGGAAAGCAAGGGAGAGACUUAAAAAUGAUUCAAUAAUUAUUUAUUGCGAAAUUAAACAGUAGGCUUUCUCUUAUGUUUGAAGUUUUGAAAGAAGUAUUAUAAUUUAUCAAAUGAAAGCUUGGAAAAAUUCAGCCAGCUUGAUUUUGGCAGUACGCCAUAAUUCACAGUUCGAUCAAGCAUUGGCUUGUCAAAGCUGUAAUUAUCGAUUACUAUGUCUCAAACGCCAAGAGACAUCAAGUUUCAUGCCAGGGGCAUAUGUAUUUCCUGGUGGACUUACAGAAAUAGCUGAUGCAGAUUUAAAAUGGCAGAAACUUUUUCUAAAAUUUGGAUUAACUAAUAAUUUUUUUACAUCUCUAUUACCUCAAUCGGACAAUCGACCUCUUAUAUUCAAAUCUGAACCUAACGAACUGCGUAAGGAGAUAUCGCUACGUAUAACUGCUAUUCGUGAAACAUUUGAAGAGAGCGGCAUACUCCUAUGUCGGCAGAAGAAAGACCCUGAAGAUUUAAAAUGGGGGCAGUACAUCGAAGGUGAAGAGGUGAACUCAUGGCAAAUCAAAGUACAAAAAGAUGCCUCCAAAUUUUAUGAGAUGUGCGAGUCCUUACAGUGCGUUCCAGAUUUAUGGGCUCUUCAGGAAUGGAGUAACUGGUUAACUCCAGCAUUCCUGGAUAAAAAACGUUAUAACACCAUUUUCUAUUUUGCUGCUUUACCAACAUUACCUCAAACUAAGCUGCAACACACAGAAAUGGCUGAUCUCCAAUGGGACUAUCCGAAUAAUUUCUUAUCCAACGCGGACAUUUUUUUACCAUCACCGCAGCUGUAUGAAAUAACGAGGAUGUCAAAGUUCAAACAAAUAAAUGACUUGUUUAAAUGUGCCAUUUUACGCAAUUCAAUAGGAACGCAAUUGUGGCUACCAGUGAAAGUGAGUUUAGCUAAUGGCUUUGUGGCCAUUCUUCCUGGGGAUUCCAUGUAUCCCGCAAAAGUAGAUUUGAUUAAAACAGAGGCUAUUAUUGAAGAUAAUAAAACCAUAGAAGAUUUCCAGAGAAUAUCCUUUGUAAAGAACAGAAUCGAAUUUCAUGAUUCUGGCGAGAGAAGAAUAGUAGUUGAAAACUUCAAAAGUAUAGAAGAAAAUGUAUCGUCGAUGUUAUAAGAAGCACAUGAAGAAUUACUGUUUAAAAAACAGUUUAGACAGCUUCGUGUAUGUAUAUUAUGUACAAAAAUUGACGAUAUAACUUUAAUGUUAGUUACAAAUAAAUGUACUGGUUUUUCUGUUUCCA
Molecule: messenger RNA, 1314 nt
Organism: Orussus abietinus
Lineage: Eukaryota; Metazoa; Arthropoda; Insecta; Hymenoptera; Orussidae
Product: nucleoside diphosphate-linked moiety X motif 19
Exons: 6
Coding region: 150-1187 (345 amino acids)
Cellular component (GO): mitochondrion
Molecular function (GO): hydrolase activity, acting on acid anhydrides, in phosphorus-containing anhydrides
Source: RefSeq, a predicted model, not a curated record